Messenger RNA from Microtus ochrogaster (prairie vole), 1514 nucleotides. NCBI's taxonomy places the organism in Eukaryota, Metazoa, Chordata, Mammalia, Rodentia, Cricetidae. The record is from RefSeq and is a predicted model, not a curated record.
GCCAGCUAGCCAUACAGCUGAGCAUUAAGUCCACAGCGUCAUCUGUAAUGAAGAUCACGAUAGAAGAGAAGAUACCACGAAGCCUUCUUGUCACACUGGAUAUGAAUUAGAAUUUUUGAAAAGAAAGUUAAAAUUAUUUACUUUCAUUUUAGUGUUCCAAUUUCAUAAUACUUAUUUGGUUUUGGUAUUAGGGACUGAAUAUGGGACUUCACAAGUGUUAGAUAAACACUAUGUCCCUGAACUCUAUCUCCAUAUUCUUUUCUCUAAGUAGACUCAGAGAGUAGAAAUUAAUUCAGUGCUAAGCUGCAGGAUAAACUAAUAUUCAUUCUUGUAUUUCCCCCUAUUUUUGUAUAUGAAAAAGAGUAGCUAACCAAGAGCCUUAGUCAUUCAUAAUGAAAUAUACCAAAUGCAACUUUGCCGUGUCAGUUUUUGGCAUCAUAAUCUAUGUAGCUGAUUUGGUUGCAGACAUCCUCCUGUCUGUUAGGUAUUUCCAUGAUGGACACUAUGUUUUUGGUGUUUUAACAUUAAGCUUUGUGCUUUGUGGAACAGUCAUAGUCCAGUGUUUUAGCUAUUCGUGGUUGAAGGAUGACUUAAAGAAAACAAGACAAGAAAAUGAGCAUUCUUUUCUUCUACUCCAUUGCUUGCAAGGAGGAGUUUUUACAAGGUAUUGGUUUGCCUUGAGACAGGGUUACCAGGUGGUUUUCAAACCCAGCAGCAGAACAAGUGAUUUCUCAGAGGAGCAAACGGACCCUCACAAAGAAGCUAUAGGCAUAGCCACCGACUUGAGCAUGCUCAGGCUGUUUGAGGCCUACCUGGAAAGCUGCCCACAGCUCAUUCUUCAGCUCUAUGCCUUUCUGGAGCGGGGCCAGGCAACUUUAAGUCAGUAUGCGGUCAUCAUGGCUUCCUGCUUUGCUAUUUCUUGGUCAACAGUCGAUUAUCAAAUAGCUUUAAGAAAAUCAUUACCUGAUAAAAAUCACCUCAGUGGACUCUGGCCCAAACUCACAUAUCUCUUCUAUAAGCUGUUUACCUUGCUGUCGUGGAUGCUGAGUGUGGUGCUUCUGCUCUUUGUGGAUGUGAAGGGUGCUUUGUUCCUGCUGUCAUUUCUUUGGAUCAUAGGUUUUAUUUGGGCGUUUAUAAAGCAAACUCAGUUUUGUAAUUCUCUACAUAUGGAAUUCUUAUAUAGGACUGUUGUUGGAUUCAUCCUUGUGUUUACGUUUUUUAAUAUCAAGGGACAGAAUACCAAAUGUCCAAUGUCUUGCUAUUAUACUGUAAGGGUGCUAGGCACCCUGGGCAUCUUGACUGUGUUUUGGGUUUAUCCUCUCUCUAUUUUUAAUUCAGACUAUUUUAUCCCUAUCAGCGCAGUCAUAGUUCUCUCUCUUUUCCUUGGGAUUAUUUUUCUUACUGUUUAUUAUGGGGUUUUUCACCCAAACAGAUAUGUAAAAACACAGCACGAUGAAACUGAUGGAAAACCAGCCCAGAGAGAUUGUAGAAUGAGAUAUUUUCUAAUGGAUUAA